Glossina fuscipes is the source of this 667-nucleotide messenger RNA. It is a transcript of the gene CSN7, whose product is annotated as COP9 signalosome complex subunit 7. The coding region runs from base 158 to 667 and encodes 169 amino acids. The transcript is spliced from 2 exons. The record is from RefSeq and is a predicted model, not a curated record. NCBI's taxonomy places the organism in Eukaryota, Metazoa, Arthropoda, Insecta, Diptera, Glossinidae. Gene Ontology annotation, cellular component: COP9 signalosome.
CGAUAAAAAUAACAGCCGGCAUGACAAGAAAACAUAUGUGUCUAAGCAGCAGAAAUAUUGUGUUAAAAUUUGUAGAAGAAUUUCUAGAAAACAUCAAGGAAUUUAAAAUAUAAAACAAUAAAUUUUGCAGUGAGUGUUUGAAAAAGUUUUUUGCAAAAUGGCUGACGAUAUUUUAAUGAAAAGUGAUGAAUGCCCGCCCAUAGGAGGCAAUGAGAGUGCACGCAACCAGCUACAACAAUUUUGUUUGUUGGCCAAAUCAGCUCAUGGACUUGCGCUGCUGGAAUUAAUUAAACAAGUCUUAGAAGCUCCCCAUAUAUAUGUAUUUGGCGAGUUAUUAGCCAUGCCACAAAUAAAAGAGUUGGAAAACGGUGAACAUGCUAAAUACUAUAAUACUUUAAAUUUGUUUGCCUAUGGAACUUAUAAGCAAUACCGUCAAAAAAGUGAAGAUUACUUGGACCUAACAGGAGCUAUGCAAAAAAAAUUACAACAUUUAACUAUUGUCUCAUUGGCUAUUAGAGAUAAAUGCAUACCUUAUGCAGUGCUGUUAGAUGAGUUGGAAAUAACCAAUGUACGCCAUUUGGAGGAUGUCAUUAUUGAAGCUACAUAUGCUGGUAAGUGUAUACGGAACUGUACUUUAAUCGUAUCAUGUACAAGUAUCAUGACAUGA